This is a messenger RNA of Metarhizium acridum CQMa 102, 846 nucleotides long. NCBI's taxonomy places the organism in Eukaryota, Fungi, Ascomycota, Sordariomycetes, Hypocreales, Clavicipitaceae. The record is from RefSeq and is a predicted model, not a curated record.
AUGCGUCUUCUUCAUGACAUCGCUCAAGGCAACGCUCACAAUGAAAACGAGGUGAAAAUCAAAAAUUACGCCCCCCAUGGCCCCGAAGGACAAUGGAGCAAGGAACGACUCCGCGCUGUGCAAUGCAGGCCUUCCAUACUGAAUCCCCCGAAUCUUGAGCUGAGGAAUUCGGAACAAGCCCACCCCAUUAAACCGACAGACGACAACGGCGACGACGCCAUUCGACUGACAUGUUCUCCAACAGACUUCCGCAAGGACUGGCAGCGACGGGUUCGCACCCACUUCGACCAGCCCGGAAAGAAGGCCUCGCGCCGUGUUGCCCGUCAGGCCAAGGCUGCUGCUCUGGCUCCUCGCCCCGUCGACAAGCUGCGUCCCAUUGUCCGAUGCCCUACUAUCAAGUACAACCGUAGGGUCCGCGCCGGCCGGGGUUUUACCCUGACUGAGCUCAAGGAGGCUGGCAUUGCCCGACCUUUGGCUCGCACCAUCGGUAUCGCCGUCGACCACCGUCGCCAGAACCUCUCCGAGGAGAGCCUGGCCAUCAACGUGGCCCGUCUCAAGGCCUACAAGGAGCGCUUGAUCUUGCUGCCGCGCAAGUCCAACGCCCCCAAGAAGGGUGACACCAAGACCGACCUCUCCAAGGUCAACAAGGCCACUAGCAUCUCAUCUGUCCUGCCCAUCGCCCCCACCGACAUCGCUGUCAAGGAGAUUAAGAAGAGCGAGAUGCCCAAGCCCAUCGACGGUGGUGCUUACACUGCUCUGCGCAUGGCCCGAAGCAACAAGCGAUACCAGGGUGCUCGUGAGAAGCGUGCUAGAGAUAAGGCGGAGGCCGAGACUGCUAAGAAAUAA